Molecule: messenger RNA, 1059 nt
Organism: Blepharisma stoltei
Lineage: Eukaryota; Ciliophora; Heterotrichea; Heterotrichida; Blepharismidae
Source: the annotation of a GenBank genome assembly
AUGGAGUUUGUGGAGAGCAGAGAAGAGGAAUUCGGAGACGGAAAACUGUGACAUGAGUUCGAAAAUGUUGAUGACAUGAGCUAUGGCUACAAGUCUGAUUAUUAUUUUAACUCAUAUGCUCAUUUUGGAAUCCAUGAAGAUAUGAUCAAAGAUGAUGUAAGGACUGGAACAUACAGAAAAGCCAUCAUCCGGAAUCCUUAUCUCUUUAGAGGAAAAACUGUCCUUGAUGUAGGCUGUGGCACAGGCAUUUUGAGCUACUUCGCAAUGAGAGCUGGAGCGAGUCAUGUGUAUGCAGUGGAUUGCGCUGAUAUCAUUGAUUACGCAAGAAAAAUUGCUGAAGACAACGGCUUUGCUGAUAAAAUCACUUAUAUAAAAGGAAAAGUUGAAGAAAUUGAGCUGCCAGUACAAAAAGUUGAUAUUAUCAUUUCUGAAUGGAUGGGGUAUUUCUUGCUUUUUGAAAGCAUGCUUAACUCAGUUAUUUAUGCAAGAGAUAAAUGGCUGGCACCUAAUGGAUUGCUAUUCCCUGACAAGGCAAGAAUUUGGGUGGCUGCAAUUGAAGAUUCAAAAUACAAAGAGUCAAAAUUUGACUUUUGGAGCGAUGUGUAUGGAAUCAACAUGACACCGAUGAGAAGCCAUGCAAUUAGAGAGCCUUUAGUGGACACAGUUGAUGAAGAAAAAAUAAUCAGUACACAAGCACCAGUUUUUGAAAUAAAUCUUCAAUGUGUGACUCUAGAAGAGCUAACCUUUACUACCAGCUAUAGGCUCCAGAUAAAUAAAAAUGAUAUUUUGAGCGGCCUUGUGGCAUGGUUUGAGGUUGGGUUUUGCCACUCUCACAAAUGAAUUACACUUAAUACUUCUCCAAAACUCAAGAGCACCCAUUGGAAGCAGACAAUUUUCUACCUAAAUGAAUCGCACAAGGUAAAUCACAAUCAAAUAUUAUCAGGCUCGAUAUCUGUGAGGCCAAACCUCGUAAAUGUCAGGGAGCUUGACAUAAAAAUUUCUUAUAAUUUGGAUGGAUUUAGCCCACUUCGAACUUGGCAAUUUUAUCAACUAAGAUAA